This is a messenger RNA of Aedes albopictus (Asian tiger mosquito), 2556 nucleotides long. RefSeq names its product nucleolar transcription factor 1. Lineage: Eukaryota; Metazoa; Arthropoda; Insecta; Diptera; Culicidae. The transcript has 4 exons. The record is from RefSeq and is a predicted model, not a curated record. Bases 336 to 2327 code for a protein of 663 amino acids.
ACUCUCUCAACAGAAAGCAAAUAAAAAUCGGUCAAAUUGGCUGGCGGCGGACCACUUUUGAACCCGCGGCCGUGAAUUUCCCAGUUUUCCGAGUGAAAAUAAAAAGAAAAGUGUCCAAUUUUCCGACCAAAAGGUGUCCGAAAAUCGAAUUCAAUGUGAGGAAUCAAAAGUUGAUUCUGUUAUUUUGUGAAAAGUGUGAAAAUCCAUUUCCCGAUUGGGUGCUGCCAGUUUCGUCGCGUUGACCUAACCUCGAAAUUUGGGGCUUGCAUCAAAACAAGCGUUGUUUUGUGGUUUGUUUUUAUCCGGCAUUCGUCACUCUUGUGGAAAGCCAAACGAUGAGGAAGCGUUCGAUGUCGGUGUUCGUUGCGAGGGAGAACAACCGGUUGUCCCAGAAGUUCGAGGGUGUUGCUUCCGAUAACGAAUUGCAGUCGGAGUCUGAGAAUGAAGAGUUCGUUCCGGAAAUACAUUUGGAGGAAACCAAAGAGGAGGUUGAGCUUUCGGAAGGAUGGAACAAACAAGAGUACGAAACGCUGGUCCAGCAGCUGAAGGGUUCACUGCCGAAAAAAGACACCCGCAAAUGGAAGACGAGCCUGGAGGCGGUCGACUGGCAGCAGAUCAAAGUUGGCAAACGGCCCAACGACGAGGUGGAGCGAGUGGCCAAGGAAAUUAUCGCCAAAGUUCGCACCUUUCGCACGCUGAGCGAGAUUCUCGCCGAUAUGCCAGAUGUGGUCAGCAAGUUGCUGUGCGCGACCCGGCCCAAACCACCGCUGACGGCGUACAGCUUGUUCGUGAAGGAGAAACUGCCGCAGUUGCGCGAAGAGCACAAGGAGCUGAAGGUUCAGCAAAUAUUCAAACUGAUUCCGGAAUUGUUCAAAGGGCUGUCGGCGAAGAAGCGGCGCCGCUACGAGAACGACGCUGCCAAGAAGAAGGAGGAAUAUCAAGCCCAGCUGCAAAAGUUCUACGUCGACCAUCCGGAUCUAUCACCGAAGAAAGGCUACAAGCCCAAAAAGGAACCGCUAAAAACCCCUUUUCAUCUGUUCUAUCAGGAGAGGCGUGCCAUAUCUGCCAACAUAUCCUUCCAACAGGCCCGCCGAGAAUGGGAAGAGCUGCCCCUGAAGCAAAAAGUGGUUUUCAUCCAGAAAUCAUUUGAAGUGCAAGGCGGCACGGACCUGAAACUGGUCAACAAGCGAGAAAUGGAAUUGCUAGACCAUUCGCUGGGAAAACCAGAGUUCUGCGGUCGAAAUGCUUACGAAUUUUACCGGCGAAAGAUGAAGACUCAACCUGGCAAGGAACAGGAGGCGAAGAUUCGAGACGAUUACAAGCAUUUGAAUGAACAAGAGCUGGAGGCUCUCCGGGAGGAAUACCAACAGGCGCGGACCAAGUUUGUCAAUCAGUACCGAGAGUAUAUCAAAAAGCUUCCCCGUGAAAAGCAACAAGCCGAGAUCGACUACCUAUUGACCAUUACGGAGAAGACCAAGACAAAGAAGGUCAAGUCGGAGAAACUGAACACGACGGCGGAAGAGGAUCACUACCCGGGAUCGCCGGACGAUCCGCCAGCUGCUGAAUCGACGACCAUCAGAAAGAAACCUCCGGCCAAGGCCACCACCAAGGUAGCAACCAUCAAGAAGGAACACAAAUCUGAUCCUUCCGACGUUGACUCGGUUGAUCACCCGGUGUCCCCAAAGAAAAGGGCCUCCAAAACGCCGGCAGCCACUCCGGUUGCUGCGGUUGCUUCCCCCUCGAAGCGAAAGCAACCGGCCAGCGUCGCCAAAUCGGAGCCCAAAUCGGCGUCGGCCUCCUCUUCGGACGAUCAUGGAGAGGAUGGUCGAGCGCCUCCGAAGCGAAACGCAUCACCGAUCAAGAACGGCGCCAAGAAACGUACCUCGUCCGAGGAUCAACCACCGGCCGUAGCUGCCAAGAAAACCAAAGUCAAGAAGGAACAGACUGAACAGCCACCCGCGGCUCCCGUCGCCGUCGUCAAGUGCACCCUCAAGGAACCGGAGAAACCGCCGCGCGAUGCCGAAGAGUUCUACCGCCAGCGCCUCUACAAGGGAAAGGUGGGCAAACACAAAGAGGCGUACGCAAACCUGUCGUCGGCGAAGAAGCGCGAAAUCGUUGAACAGCUCAAGGCCGCCCAGAAGAAGUAUAUCGUGGACUUCGAGGUGUUCCUGAAAUCGCUGCCCAAGGAGGAAAUCCGAAAAUACAUCGAGCAAAGGGCGAAAGAACAGCACAAGCUUGAUAAAACGGAAGAUUCCGACGACGAUGACGAUGAUGAUGACGACGAGGAAGAUGAAAGCAGCUCCGAGGAGGAGGACGAUGACGAGUAAGGAAGUGUGCCAGAGCCUGUUUCGUUUUUUUUUUGUUCGUAUUAUUAAGUCUGAUCGAAUUGUAAAUGUUUGAUAGUGCGCUAUGUUCCAAUUGCGUCGGAUAGACUUAACGUGUUAGGAUAAUUGCUUUUUCGUUUGCUACAUUUCCCGAUGCGAUAUAUAUUUUACUAUUCAGAUAACAUUGAUGAUAUCCGUUCUAUGGUAAUAAACGAAACUUCGAGAAGUAAAA